AUGUUCCGUUAUAUAAUGCGCUUUAAUCCAACGUGUGCUAACCAACUACAUAGAUUGUACUCCGUUUCGGAGGGAAUUGUUAAAUUUGAUCCGAAUAUCAGUGUGAAAACUCUGAAAAUUAUUCAAACUGAGCCUAGGGGUGCUCAAUUGUUCGACGUUCGCGAUCCGAAUGAACUUGAAGAGGAUAAUAGACUACCCGGAGCCGUAAAUAUUCCUCUUGAUGAUAUUGAAAUGGCCUUCACUUUGGACGAUGCUGAUUUUCAGGCAAAAUAUGGAGUUCCAAAGCCUAAACCGAGUGAUGAUAACCUCGUCUUUUCCUGUCGAGCCGGCCGGCGGAGCUUAAUUGCUUGCGAAAAAGUUCAAAAUCUUGGAUAUGAAAAGUAUGUCAUAUGUAUCGAAUUAAUUAGUGAUACUGCCUUAUUUUAA
This is a messenger RNA of Rodentolepis nana, 426 nucleotides long. The record is from the annotation of a GenBank genome assembly. Lineage: Eukaryota; Metazoa; Platyhelminthes; Cestoda; Cyclophyllidea; Hymenolepididae.